Molecule: messenger RNA, 1053 nt
Organism: Talaromyces marneffei
Lineage: Eukaryota; Fungi; Ascomycota; Eurotiomycetes; Eurotiales; Trichocomaceae
Exons: 1
Coding region: 1-1053 (350 amino acids)
Source: RefSeq, a predicted model, not a curated record
AUGGGCAUUGCAACACCAUCACAACUAUUCAACACAUCAUGGACGGCCCAUCGUCUUUCUCCGCUCCAUCACAGUAAAGACUAUCGAGUCUUGAUCGGCAACCAAGAUGCAUUAAAGACAUACUCAAAACGUCUACAUGACACGCUUACAGGCGGCUUUUUGCAGAGCAUGCAAGUGACUCUGACGAAGAGUGUUACUGAUGAUACCCUUAAUAAAGCUGGGGCAUUGGUUGAUUGUCAAUGGGAAUUCAUCUCAACUCAUGAUAACGUCAAUAAUGAAGAUGACGAUGAGAAUGAGCCACUGAUCGAAAUGGAGCAUUGUAUGGGGAUAUUCAUUACUCUUGAAUACGAGAACAUUGCGUACAGAGCUGCUCUUCUCGCUAGUCCUGAUGGAUACACCCCGACGUCAAAGGACAAAAGACGGAAGCAAUCCACCCAUUUGCCGUUACUGUUGACGCGAAUGCCAACUGCGCUGCGGACCAUAUUUAUCGAGUUCCUGACUACAAGUUUUGAUGCGUAUUGCUCAACUCUGCAUUUACCGCCUCGGUUUCUUUGCAUGAUACUCGAGGCGACCAUCACGUUCUUGGUGAGGGGUGAAAAUUCCGGGCGGGCGUCGAGUGCGAUGCUAGAACAGGUGCUGAAAGAGACGCAGUUGACUCUUUCGUUUAGCUUAGGGGUCGCGCCUGCGCUGAAAUCCCUGGACGUUAAUUUACCGCGCGAGACUGUAUCAACGUUUGCGCGUGGUGUACGCGAUAAUAACACGUCAUAUUUCUCGACAUCUUUGGCACAAUAUAUGGAUCAGCAUCUUGCUAUGAAAGUCAACCUUGGAGACGCUGUAGAAGGUGUGGGCAAUGUGCAGCACGUUUGGCUUAGUAAAGUUGCUACAGGAACGUUUGUGUUGAGCACAGAGGGGAGGUUCAAGCUCAUUGAUACGUCUAAUCCGCAAGAGUCGGAGGAUGAGCAGACGACAGUGCAGAAAUUGAUACGAUCAGCGAAUGAACAGAUUUUAAGAUCGUUGGUGCGACGCGCAAUUGGUGAUGAUAUGGUUACUUGA